UUACCGUAGUCCGUGUGUCGCAAUGGAUGGAGUGCACCACUGGCUCAUUCGGUACACCGUGGGGCAUCGAAUGUAAACAAAGGCUCGAUAAUCUGGCUUAUCGAGAUGGCCGGGGGCAAAUUUGAAUCACAAGUCAGUCACAAGGUGUACUGAAGAAUGGGCAAUGGCUUGCCGUGUUGUGCUGUGUGCGUGCUUACAAGCAUUUUUAUUCACAGCGUGUUUCGUUAGGCUUGCCUCCGAUUUGAAUGACCGCCAAACGCUGAGUGGAUUUUAACACUGUUGUAUCAUCGAAAGUCUACCGUCUGUGAAGAACGUUACUCACGCGAUAAAACAGUGGAAGCCUAUGAUGUCCGCUCUCUAUAGACCAGAGAUACUGCUCCUGCAGUGGUGGAUUUGUUUCUUACAUUAUACUGGAACUUUGGCUACACGUUGUGCCUUUCGAGGUCUACCCGAUGACCCCUGGGGUCACCACGAUCAGUCAGAGCUGCCUCCAGGGGAAGGCUUCAAGGAGUGUCCGUGGGGCUGCUGUUGGGAGCAAAAAUAUGACAUCUGUUGUUCUUUUCCCAUGGAGGUGAUUAUCAUGGGAGUAGUUGCAGUCCUUCUGCUCAUCGUUGUCGUCGCUGCUGUAGUCACCGUUGUCUGCUGUCUGGCUAUAAAGAGACGAGAUGUCCUCCAGGAGAGUUGUCUAGGAAAACCAAUUUGUUGCUAUGGAAACGAUCCUGUUCGUAUCGCCAACACGGGAGUAUCGUCACGCCCACAGUGCCAGCAAGAACCUGCCAGUACCUGUGAGAGUACAGAUUACGAUCCAGAGAUUGCGUAUGGGGUAUAUGACAAUCGUGUCGUGUGCUCCUGACGUAGGCUUAUGACCGUAAUGAAGAAAAGGAUUAGGCGUUUCUUCUGUGACCUAUUUUCUGGCUAUUCCACAUUAACUGACCGGACAUUAGGACUAUAUUUUCUUACAAUGAUAACGUGUAAUUCAGUGUCAAUAAAUUUAUGUCAACUUUAAAUGAUCAGAACAUUUGAAAGACACAUUAAGAAUCAUAUGAAAUGCAGUCAUUUGAAAAAAAAGUACUUUCUGCAAAUUCUGUGACGUGUUUAGUUUUGGUAACUGACGGUACAGAACAAAUACCUCAAUUGUCUCGUCAGUUAUUGUGGAAUAGCCCUUUCUUCAGUGCAGAGUAAAACAAUUUUAUUGCGCACUGUCAUCAUUUUGUUUCUUCAACGUUCUGAAAAGGUUACAGAAAUUCCACUUCAUCCUUAAUAUUAUUAUUUGCUGUCACUAGGACCCAAAAUGAAACUGGGCGCCUGUACUACGAUCAAAAACGUAAAGCCUAUACUCUACCCCAGAUAGCUGUCCCCAAAUAAACACGGGCACCUCCUUGAAAUGCUUUUGUUCAACAAACAGAAAACAAGGGGCUCAAACAUCUCGCUAUUGUCCUAUUCCAAUCGUUUUCGGUCAGCGCAUGUCGCGUCGUUUGCUUUGACCUGGAUAAAUAAAAAAAUGCUCAAGUUCAAGUCUGAACCUUAACAUAUUAUAUUCUUAAGUUCAAGGUUGGACAAUGACAGAUGCGCUAAAAUUCAACUUUCAACCUUGAAAGAUACGCUUAAGUUCAAAUCUGAACGUUGACAGAUUCGCUUAAGUUCAAGUUAGCACCUUGACAAAUAUGCUUAAGUUCAAGGUUUGAAAUCGAAAGUUAAAACAUCUUUAAAUCUUCCAGGAAUACUGUUGUUGCCUCUUUUUUGUUUUUGUUUUUGUCUUUUAUUAUUUAAGAAAAAAAAAAUUCAGUUUUUUACAGACACCAUGACCAAAUAAAUGUAUAAUUAACCCUUUUUCUAGACAUUAUUAUUUUGCCCUCAAAUUCAAAUGCUUUUAAAAGAUUUCAAAAAUCAUUCAUUUUGUAUGGUUUUAGAAAAAUAAUAUAUAUUUUAUGUAAACCUUUAUCAUGGUUGAUUUGACCACCACGAUUUAUUGGAGCAGGCAACAGCGACAAGUGAUUUUUGUUUUCAUGUAGAAAAAAAAGCAUAAAAGAAUUAAUUGAUAAAUAAUAUAACAGUCGCCGAUUUAUUCAACGUUUUUAAUCGCACGAAUUUGACUCUGGGCCUUCAAAUCGAGCAGUAGUGGGCAAAAAAAUGCCUAGAUCUAGUUACCUAAGGCACACGCCAUGGGUCUACAUAGCACUGUUCUUGUCAUCGAUUCAGUGCAAAUCUCUCAGGAAAUAGGUAGCGGUAAAGCCAAAUCUCCCUCCCCCUCCCUCACGUCUCCACGCAUCAGCACUUUCACAGCCUACUCUUUAUUAAUUUUUACAGAUGCUUGUUAAGAUCUGGCACCUAGUUUUUAUUUUAAUCAGGACGAAAAAUCUCGGAGGGCUCGUAUGCAGCAUUACCACCCUGGCAUAAUUUAAAAUUCUAAAAAGCCCUACCGUAAAGAUUAACAGGAUCAUAUAGAUGAAUAGUAAGGCAAAUCCUUACUGCCCCCCCCCCCCACCCCCUUUUAUUCCAAACUAUUGAAUCUGUCAUUCUUUUGGAUCAUAUCAAGGGAGUGAAGUAAUACUUGGACAAUCUGCUCCCUCCAUGUCUAUCGCUCAAGCAAAGCUCUAUCAUUCAUAUUGCUUUAGUCACUAUUGAUAUCGAUGGACAGCGCUCAUAUUACCUUAUGCAGUUGCGAGCGCCGUAAAACCUUACUAAUAGUAAAACAGGAGAAUCACGGAGACAUAGUUGCAACCCCAGUGUAAAUACCACACCCCCGUGCCCCCACCUUUCCCUUUUACGAUCACUGUGGCUGUUGCGAUAUUACACACGACGUGAAGCAGUUCGAAAUGAGGAGGAAAGACAUUUUACUUUGACCAGGAAUAUGUACUGCCAAGAAAAGUGUUAGUAAUGCGGCCAAGUUUUGAUCUCGGCGUAGAGUUUAUCCCCAGGACAGAGCGUGGACUUCAUGUCUCGGUGUCCCCUCAGGGUGUAGUUGGUGGCGAUCUUGCCUGAGUCCACGCCGCACUUGAUCAAAGCCUUCACAGAGUCCAUCUGGGCUUUUGUGGGGAGGUGAGUCAUGAAGUUUCCAGACAGGCAAAACCCUGAGAACAAAAUUCAUCUUUCACGAAAUACUGAACUAACAAAAAAGUGGUUGAGUCAAUAAUAUGUCAGUAUACUCAUUACGCGCAUUGGUUCAUUAAAUACUCAUGCUAUUUACCUGAAAUGCUUGAUUCAAUUCGUUUUCCUAUGGAUUUUUCCAGUCUAAUUUGAAAUGUCUUUAUUUAAUUAGUGUUAGGGACUAAGGAUGGACGCGGGGUGUGCGCGUAUGUGUUUUGUUUUGUUUUUGUGGAUGGAGGGUGUUUUGACUUUUGAGGGGGGGAGGUGUUGUUGUUGUUGUUCAAUCUCAGAAUGUUUCGAGGCUUUGGGUUUGUUGUUUUGAUUUGUUUGGAAUUGACGGAUUAAAAAAAAAAUUCAGAAGUGGGGAUAGGUUAUCAUUAUUUUCUUUUUAUUAUUCCCGACGCAAAUGAAAGUGAUAGUAAAACAGAACAGAGGUAAAAAAAAUAAAGACCAUACUUGAGCGGCCGUCAGCCAUGAACAAAUGAAUGCCCAGCUUUGGUUAGCCCCGUAAAGCAGGGUCGAAGUAGCCGAACCCCUACAAUAUAAUCUAAAUUGUGUCCAUGGGACUGAUAUACGAUCAUUCGUAAUAACGUUGUUUAUUUGUUUUUUCACUGAUGUCAUUUUCAUUGUUCCUAUUGUUAUUUUCCAUACUGCUGCUCAUUGUCCAGCUGGUUUUGUACCCAUCUGUGUGGAUAAUUAUUAUAUGUGUUUAUCAGAAGGACAAUGACAACCUCGUCAGAGAAGUUUGUAUUUUUAUUGACGAAAUUAGUCGCGAGCGGCUUGAUUAACUAAAUUUGAAAUUUUACAUUACGACGGGUCAAUUCAAGAAACUCGAAUGCCACAUUUGUCCAAGAACGAGUAUUGUUUUUGAAAUUUUAUUUGUACUUCUUUACAGCCUGAUCCUCACAUCGAAUAGAUAUGUGACUGGGAAAAAUUUGCGGCAACAUAGAAGCAAAACAAGUCGAGUUUACACAAAUGAGGCACAUGAGUUUCUUGAAUUGAACCGUCGGUAAGUGGUUUGAGGAAUACUGGCCCUGUUUUCAUAAUGCUCACAGCUAUGUACUCACCUAAACCUACAGUGUUAUAGCCCAGGGUAUGAGCACCAACUUUAUCCCAGCCGCGUCCUUCAAAGAUGUCGCCAUUACCGCCCACCAUAAAACUGUAGCCGACGUCAUUCCAUCCUGGGAGAGUCAGAAACAUUGUUUUUAAAAGGCAAAGAUUGAACAUCUUGUUUGGCAUCAAAGCAUAACAAUAUAAGUUUGCUUUAUAACAAGUAAGGCCCCAAAAUGGAAUAUGGUAUAACUAUUUUCGUUUAUGAAAAGUAUAAUAAUAAAUGAAAUACGAAUUAUGUGUUGCUUGUAACUGUUGCUUGUAUAAAAUAUGAUAUUAUUAUAGUAACCUACGGGGACGGGUUGAUAUUGUUCUUCACUACAGUGUUUUUGUCCCGUACCUAGCAAUGUUUCCAUACGAUUAGCUAGAAGCAUUAAGUAAAUCAAACGUAUUUUAGUAAUACAUUUGAUAACAAUCAUGUUUGAGAUUAAAAAGAAGACAUUAGUCUUAGUAUGCCAAAUCAAAAUAUUGAAUCAAAAGAAUGGGCCAAAAUAAUCACGUCACCACAGAUAGCUAGCCGUUUUCUUUUCAUGAAAAACCUAACUGCGACUCCUCUGUGAGCUCAAAGGCGACCUCUGAUAUUUGGAUGAGGCAAAGCCGUUGGAAAUAGGGGAAUAUACUUUUUUACCUUUAUUAAAAGGCAUUGUUACCUCUGUCGUCCAUGUGGUAGUUCUGAUAUCCUCGAACUGUUCUCGAGCAAUUGGCCCUGGAAAAACACUCGCCCCCGGCCGAAUGGUGGAUGAAGGCGUACUUCACAGGUUGAUGGGAGAGGUAGGACACAGCUUUUGGAGCUCUGGCGCCCCAUUCUGUUCGGCUCACAAUGGAAGGACACGCCCCUGGACAUUGGUACAAAGAGUGAUAAAUAAAGGGUUGCAUUUUGUUUCCGCUUA
Messenger RNA from Aplysia californica (California sea hare), 5087 nucleotides. RefSeq lists its product as uncharacterized. The record is from RefSeq and is a predicted model, not a curated record. The transcript has 5 exons. Lineage: Eukaryota; Metazoa; Mollusca; Gastropoda; Aplysiida; Aplysiidae. Bases 344 to 853 code for a protein of 169 amino acids.